GGGGGGGAUCCCAUCGAAACCUAUCCCAAUUUUUCUUUUGCUAGGCCCAUAGCUAAAAAACCUACUUUCUUACGAUUACGAGGUUCAUUCGAAUCUGAAAUCCAAUCCCGGAAAUACAGCAUCCCACUUUUUUUUACUACCCAAGGCUUCGAUACAUUUCGAAAUAGAGAAAUCUCUACUGGAGCAGGUGCUAUCAGAGAACAAUUAGCCGAUCCGGAUUUGCGAAUUAUUACAGAUCAUUCAUUGGUAGAAUGGAAGGAAUUAGGGGAAGAAGGGUCCGCUGAUGGGAAUGAAUGGGAAGAUAGAAAAAUUGGAAGAAGAAAGGAUUUUUUGGUUAGACGCAUAGAAUUAGCUAAGUAUUUUAUUCGAACAAAUGUAGAACCAGAACGGAUGGUUUUGUGCCUAUUACCAGUUCUUCCUCCCGAGUUGAGACCAAUCAUUCAGAUAGAUGGGGGUAAACCAAUGAGUUCGGAUAUUAAUGAACUCUAUCGAAGAGUUAUCUAUCGGAACAAUACUCUUACCGAUCCAUUAACAACAAGUAGAUCUACGCCAGGGGAAUCAGUAAUGUGUCAGGAGAAAUUGGUACAAGAAGCCGUGGAUACACUUCUUGAUAAUGGGAUCCGCGGACAACCAAUGAGGGACGGUCAUAAUAAAGUUUACAAGUCGUUUUCAGAUGUAAUUGAAGGCAAAGAGGGAAGAUUUCGUGAGACUCUACUUGGUAAACGGGUCGAUUAUUCGGGACGUUCCGUUAUUGUCGUGGGCCCUUCGCUUUCAUUACAUCGAUGUGGAUUACCUCGAGAAAUAGCAAUAGAGCUUUUCCAGACAUUUGUCAUUCGUGGUCUAAUCAGACAACAUGUUGCUUCUAACAUAGGGAUUGCUAAAAGUAAAAUUCGGGAAAAAGAACCAAUUGUAUGGGAAAUACUUCAAGAAGUUAUGCAGGGGCAUCCUGUAUUGCUGAAUAGAGCACCCACCCUGCAUAGAUUAGGCAUACAGGCGUUCCAACCCAUUUUAGUGGAGGGACGCGCUAUUUGUUUACAUCCAUUAGUUCGUAAGGGAUUCAAUGCAGACUUUGAUGGGGAUCAAAUGGCUGUUCAUGUACCUUUAUCUUUGGAAGCUCAAGCGGAGGCUCGUUUACUUAUGUUUUCUCAUAUGAAUCUCUUGUCUCCAGCUAUUGGAGAUCCCAUUUCCGUACCAACUCAAGAUAUGCUUAUUGGACUCUAUAUAUUAACGAUCGGGAAUCGUCGAGGUAUUUGUUCAAAUAGGUAUAAUCCAUGUAAUCGAAGAAACUAUCAAAAUGAAACGGUUGACGAUAAUAAGUAUACGAAAGAGAAAGAACCCUAUUUUUGUAGUUCCUAUGAUGCACUUGGAGCUUAUCGGCAGAAACGAAUCAAUUUAGAUAGUCCUUUGUGGCUCCGGUGGCGACUCGAUCAACGUGUCAUUGCCUCAAGAGAAGUUCCCAUCGAAGUUCAAUAUGAAUCUUUGGGUACCUAUCAUGAGAUUUAUGGGCACUAUCUAAUAGUAAGAAGUGUAAAAAAAGAAAUCCUUUGUAUAUACAUUCGAACAACUGUUGGUCAUAUUUAUUUUUAUCGAGAAAUAGAAGAAGCCAUACAAGGGUUUUGUCGGGCCUACUCAUACGAUACCUAAGCUAAGUAAUUAUGUGAUACCGUGGGAAUUCGGUUCUCUACGGCUCAACCGGUAUCAUAAUU
Molecule: messenger RNA, 1706 nt
Organism: Magnolia sinica
Lineage: Eukaryota; Viridiplantae; Streptophyta; Magnoliopsida; Magnoliales; Magnoliaceae
Product: DNA-directed RNA polymerase subunit beta'
Exons: 1
Biological process (GO): DNA-templated transcription
Molecular function (GO): DNA binding; DNA-directed RNA polymerase activity
Source: RefSeq, a predicted model, not a curated record